AUGAAGAAAACAACAACACUAUUGCCUAAAGUUUUGCUCAAACAGCAUCAAAUUAGGCAAGGAAUCAUAAUACCCACGCUUUUUGUACCAUUUCACUGCAGAAACGGAGAAUUGGCCUUCUCACCAUACUAAAAUUCAGCUCAUUACUACAAAUCUAGUACUUCACCGAUCUGUCCCAUUGAGAUGCUUUUCAAAUUCUAGUACUACGUUUAAACCAACAAUUUCGAUUUCUUUUGUAUAUCCUCUAGCCAAAAAUAUCGCCAAGUUGCGGAAUCGGUUGCAAAGUCUCAACAAAAUGAUCAGCAUGGCGUCGAGUCGAAACGAAAAGAUGCAACUGGAGGUUCAAAUCUUCGACGUCAACAAGGAACUGCAGGAGUUGCUUAAAACUGCCGAGCAGCAGAAGCAGCGUGCCACUGCCCAUGUUGGUGGUUUUCAUUUUCCGUUGAGUUCCAUGGUCGAAAUCGAACGAUUGGAGGAAGCCGUUCGGAAGGAUUUCGAUGUGAGGAAGCAAUAUGUACGCUACCUGUCGCUCAAGAAGCCCCCGACGAUGAACGUAACUAACUUUUUCUCGUAUCUCUUCACCGACGAUGCUCUGAUGGGCUACAACUACUCCGGAACCAACAACAUUGGCGAUUCGAAGAUGCCGAUGAGAAACUAUGAAAUUUUCAUCGAUUGUAUGAUAGAAGCAUGGGCUGAUCAUGGAUUGACGCACAUACUGCUCGAGGAGAAGAUCAAACUUGUGGUGCGAAAGCUUACCGCUUGACGUCGGAUGCAGAAGUUUCGGCAGAGAAAAUCAAUGAAAGUUUAAACUUGUUAAAUAAACUUGAAAUGUUCAAAAAACUUUGUAUAUUUUGUGAAUGAAUUUAAAUUAAUAACUAAUGUAUGGUAAUGACAACAAUUUCCCACUAUGGAUUUCAGAUCCCCUAAAACCACGAAAAAAGGUGUUCACGAGGACGGUAGAACUGGAUGAGUGUGCUGCCGCAAAUGACGAACAGCGCUACAUGUUUAUCGUGAGUCGAAAGGGAGGUAUUCUGUUGGUGCACGAAAACCACAUAUAUCGAUCCAAUAUGCGACGUCAGGGUCCCCACAAGAACAUUCUGUACUGGGAGUGUGUACACAAUCGUUCGCAGAAGUGCCGUGGACGACUCAAGAGCGAAGGGAAUUACCUGUUUAUUUCGAACACCAAUGCCACGCACAAUCAUCCUUCAGAUUUGAAUCGAAUCAACCGAGCUAAGGUCGGAGGAGAGCUGACAUACCGCACAUUCUUUUCACUUUUCAAAUAACAUGUUUCGUUGUUGAUAAGAAAUUGUUUUCAAUUAUUUUGCAAUAUAUCGAUGAAUCUAGUACUAUACCAUCCAUACUAAUUUUCCAUAUCGUUGACAUGUUUUCAUCGUUUUAUUCUUGUACUGCACAUGCUUGUUGUUCACCGUUGGUGGCAAUCUCUGAGCAAUGAUGAAAUUACUCUCAUCAUGAAGCAAUACAUAAUGUCGAUUAAUCUAGUACUGAGUAAUUCACACUAUUUCUAGAUAUUGUUGAAAUAUUUUCGUCUUUUGUUUUAGUACUGCACAUACUUGUUAAUCACAAUUAGUGGGAAUCUUUGAGUCGUUCAUCUAUGAUUAAACUAAAUCCAACUAAUUUUGCUAACAUUUUGUAACUACAAUUUCAGUUCAGGAAACGUCCCCGACAUUCGAUACGCCACAGUAUGUU
Aedes albopictus (Asian tiger mosquito) is the source of this 1707-nucleotide messenger RNA. RefSeq lists its product as uncharacterized. The record is from RefSeq and is a predicted model, not a curated record. Bases 296 to 763 code for a protein of 155 amino acids. The transcript has 4 exons. NCBI's taxonomy places the organism in Eukaryota, Metazoa, Arthropoda, Insecta, Diptera, Culicidae.